CUAACUGUUGGCAGAAGCCUUCACCUCAGACAUAAAUAGUAGGUAACAAUCUGUCAGUCAUCUACUUUAAGAGCAGAUAUUGUUUAGAUAGCAUUGGCAGCAAUUUUAUAUUUGUGCUAACUUGUCAGGGUAUAUGUCUUCUAGGUGCACAGAAUGAAUAUUUUAAACAUUCAUGUAAGCAACAGUUUUAUCUACUGUUUAGCGCUCAGAACUAGCAUUUGCUGUCAGGAAUCUAGAUUCUCUUUCCAGCAUUGCUUUUAACUGCUCAUUCUCUUUGGCUUGCCUACGGCUUCAUCUCCUCCCUCUUCAGAAAUUAAGAUAGUGCAAUCCUAAUUCAGGAUGGCAAUGCAAAGAAUGCUUAAUAUAUCUGUUCUUGUGACGUGUUUUGUGAAGUGGAAAGAAACUUAAAGACAGUAGUGUGCAUGGAUAGAGGCUAAUCAGAUAAUUAUUUUCAACUGGGAGUUAGAUAAGGUAAAACCAUGUUAUACAGAUGAAUACUUUGCAUAUUCAUCUUCUGUCCUUGUUUCCCAAUUUUUCCACAUAAUAUUUUGUGUACUGAAUGAUAGGGGACUGGGACAAAAUUUACACACUAAAGCACGGUUUGAAGUCAAAGAGGCCCCCUCUGCAUGAAGGCCAGUGUGUGGGAGAAUAAAAGGCCCCAAUACAUUUCUCUAGUCUAGUUUCUCCUACAAUUAAAUUGUUAUUUGUUGUAGUAGAACAUUUUUUCUCUCUCCAGCAGGCACAACAAUGCAGUGCGCUUUGGCCAGUCUGACAGUCCAGAAGACCAAUAGUCUUGUCCAGUAAAACAGUCUCAAAAUAGGAGCAAGGCUUAUACUGCUUACAUUGUGGCUGUGCUGCUGAAUACCAGCUGCCGACCAGAACUCUGACGUGUGUCUGGGCUUGGACAAAAGACAAAGUAUUUUCUGUAGCUCCCAAACAUCUACAAAAGAUUUCAACUGAAAACCACAACAACAUAAAUCUGGAGUGGGAGGAAUGUGCGUCUUAGCAACAGUGGGUCAGAAAUUGCAAAUAGCGACCUGCUAUCCACUUCCCCCGUGACCAGAAAUCGCCAGACCAGUGUUUUUCAGAACUGAGGCCAAAAUCAUAUAUCUUUUGAAAGAGAUUUUCUUGUCACCGGUUAUUCAGAAGAGUGGCAACUCACUGAUUUGCACCCCACGUUUUCAUGGCUGCUUCUCGUUAGAAUUGCAUCAGAUGUCACACAAUGCCAUAUCUUAGGCUAUUUAUGACAACUUAGAACAAUAUGUGAUGAAUUAUCCAAUAGACAUUUCAAGGUAACUCUAGGCUAAACAGAGUGAAGUUCUCCCAGCUGAUAUUUGACCACGACUUUCCAGCUAACCACCAUAGUUUUACAAAAAGCUCCUUGAGGCCUACAAUGACACAACACCGAGGAAUGUGGUUUUAUAAAUUAAUCCUCUGGAAUGAAAAUACAUAAAAAAGGGAGAGUUAGUUAAGGAAGAUAUACAUUAAAAUAAGGUAAAAACAACAUGCUUAUCUGUAUAUUCCUUUUUUCAGAUCCUUAUGAUAUAAACUACAUCAAUAGAUUCCCUUACAUCUCUGUUUGAACAUAUAACUUUAUCAUAUUUGUAUAUGUAACUUUGGCCUAGAGGUUUUUUUUUUUAACCAGAAACAACCCACCUCUUUAUUCUUGGAAGUUUAAAAAAAUAUGUAUGUAUAUUUACCUACAUGUGUUUGGAUGUAUUAGAUACAUGGAUAUAAAAAUAUUCAAUAUAUUAGAUAUUUAAAGCAAUGCAAACUAGAUUGUGCUUUUAUAGGAAUGACCAAGUAAUAAGGAAAAUAUCAUUGAGAGAAGUAAGUCAGUUUGAACAGUAAAGUACAGGACUUCACAACAAACUGUUGGUUACACAAUCUCAGUGUAGUGAACAAGAACAUAGGUGGCUCAUAAAACCUAUAGACUGCUGUGCAGUGACAUAUUCAAUACUUCCAGUUUAGGAAAAAUGCCUGUGUGUCUAGAAGACAAUAAUAUAGUAAAAGGAAACCAUCUCUUUCUUGUUUUUGUAAUUAAAAUAACAGCAAUUUGUCAGGUUUUUUUUCUUUUUAAUUGUAUGUCUAAGGUUUCCUGGUAGAAUACAUGGUGCAUAAUCAUUUCUGACUUAUGCAAAACGUUUAUUAAAGUAUAAAUUAUAUAAGAUGGGACAGAAAAUUGAAACCUUAUUUUGGCACAGAUUAGGUCCUGCUACAGUAGUCGGUCAUGAUACAAGAUGUGUUUGUUUUGGAAAGCACUAUCCACUUAAGAGUGAAAUAUGUGAAAACUUUUUUGAAUUUCAGCUUGCUUCUUUCCCUUAAAUCUUACUGUCUUGUCUUUUACUUACAGCAAGGAAUAUGAUAUUCCAUGAAUUUUCACACACAGGAUUAAUACUGAAUUGAAUACCCAGAGGUGAACAAAUCAGUUCAAAAUGAGUUAAAGGUGCAUAGCCCAGGAAGGGCCCAGUCAUCAAGACACAUGAAUAUGACUUAUUUUAUACGUCACUACUUUACUGUACUUUUUGGCCAUGAAGGGCAGAAACCACUGGAGCUCCGUUGCGAGGAUGAAGUUGAUGGAGAUGAAUGGGUAGAAGCUAUUCACCAAGCUAGUUACUCAGAUAUUCUGAUUGAAAGGGAGGUGUUAAUGCAGAAGUACAUUCAUCUCGUCCAGAUCGUGGAGACUGAAAAGAUUGCAGCUAAUCAGCUUCGACAUCAACUUGAAGAUCAAGACACAGAAAUUGAAAGACUGAAGUCUGAGAUUAUAGCUCUCAAUAAAACAAAAGAAAGAAUGCGACCUUAUCAAGGCAACCAGGAAGAUGAGGAUCCAGAUAUUAAAAAAAUUAAAAAGGUUCAAAGCUUUAUGCGGGGCUGGUUAUGUAGAAGAAAAUGGAAGACUAUUGUCCAAGAUUAUAUUUGUUCUCCCCAUGCAGAAAGUAUGAGAAAAAGGAACCAGAUAGUUUUUAACAUGGUUGAGGCUGAAUCUGAGUAUGUGCAUCAACUUUAUGUUCUUGUGAACUGUUUUCUGAGGCCCUUAAGAAUGGCUGCAAGUUCAAAGAAGCCACCUAUCCGUCAUGAUGAUGUUAGUAGCAUUUUCCUCAACAGUGAAACAAUCAUGUUUCUUCAUGAAAUAUUUCACCAAGGUUUAAAAGCAAGAAUAGCUAAUUGGCCUACCUUAAUUUUAGCUGACUUAUUUGACAUUCUGCUGCCAAUGCUGAACAUAUAUCAAGAAUUUGUUCGGAAUCAUCAGUAUAGUCUCCAAGUACUGGCAAACUGUAAGCAAAACAGAGAUUUUGACAAGCUCUUGAAGCAAUAUGAAGCCAACCCAGCAUGUGAGGGACGAAUGCUGGAAACUUUCCUUACUUACCCCAUGUUUCAGAUCCCUAGAUAUAUUAUAACACUUCAUGAACUUCUAGCUCACACACCACAUGAACAUGUUGAGCGAAAAAGCCUUGAAUUUGCUAAAUCUAAGCUAGAAGAACUUUCAAGGGUGAUGCAUGAUGAAGUGAGUGACACAGAAAACAUCCGGAAGAAUCUAGCCAUAGAAAGAAUGAUAGUAGAAGGCUGUGAUAUAUUACUAGAUACCAGCCAAACUUUUAUACGCCAAGGUUCCCUUAUUCAAGUCCCUUCUGUUGAGAGGGGAAAACUUAGUAAAGUUCGCCUGGGAUCAUUAUCUUUGAAAAAAGAAGGAGAAAGGCAGUGCUUCUUAUUUACAAAACACUUUCUAGUUUGUACGAGAAGUUCGGGAGGAAAACUGCAUCUGCUCAAGACAGGAGGUGUUCUAUCUUUGAUAGAGUGCACACUGAUUGAGGAGACAGAUGCAAGUGAUGAUGAUUCAAAAGGUUCUGGGCAGGUUUUUGGACACCUUGAUUUCAAGCUUGUAGUUGAACCUACAGAUGCUGCUCCAUUUACUGUUGUCCUUUUAGCCCCUUCGCGACAGGAGAAAGCCGCGUGGACAAGUGAUAUAAGCCAGUGCAUUGAUAAUAUUAGGUGCAAUGGUUUAAUGACCAUAGUGUUUGAAGACAACUCGAAAGUCACUGUGCCACAUAUGAUCAAAUCUGAUGCUCGCCUUCAUAGAGAUGACAUUGAUAUCUGCUUCAGCAAAACAUUAAAUUCCUGCAAAGUACCCCAGAUUCGUUAUGCAAGUGUGGAACGCCUUUUGGAGAGGUUAACAGACUUGCGAUUUCUAAGUAUUGAUUUCCUGAAUACUUUCCUGCAUACCUAUCGCAUAUUUACUACUGCAGCAGUUGUACUGGAAAAACUUUCAGACAUAUACAGAAGGCCUUUCACUUCCAUUCCAGUCAGGUCUUUGGAAUUAUUUUUUGCUACCAGUCAAAACAAUAGAGGAGACUACCUAACUGAUGGGAAGUCACCACAUCUUUGUCGCAAAUUUUCUUCUCCUCCUCCGUUGUCCCUCUCCAGAACUUCCUCACCUGUCAGAACACGAAAAUUGUCAUUGACUUCACCACUGAAUUCAAGAAUAGGUGCCCUUGAUCUUUCUACUUCCUCCGUUGCAAGCAGUCCUACCUCCACCUAUAGCCCAGCCACCUCUCCUCCGCCAACAGGUAGCAAAGUACCGCUGGACCUUAGCAAAGGGCCCUCCUCCCCUGAGCAAAGUCCUGGCUCCAUAGAGGACAGCUUAGAGAAUCCUCGCAUUGACCUCUGUAACAAGCUGAGGAGAAGCAUUCGAAGAGCAGUCUUAGAAUCUGUGUCAGUGGACAGGACAAUUCCUGAGAGCACCUCAGCAGUGGAUACCCCAGAGCUUUCCCCAUGUAGAUCCCCUUCAACACCACGUCAUCUCCGCUACCGUCAAUCAGGAGUACAAACUGCUGAAAACAGCCACUGUUCUGUUUCUCCUGCUUCUGCUUUUGCAAUUGCUACAGCUGCAGCAGGGCAUGGGAGUCCACCAGGAUUUAACAACUCUGAACGCAUGUGUGACAAAGAGUUCAUAAUACGCAGAGCAGCCACUAAUCGUGUCUUGAACGUCUUGCGUCACUGGGUCUCCAAGCAUUCUCAGGAUUUUGACCUGAACAACGAACUGAAAAUGAAUGUAUUAAAUUUGCUGGAAGAAGUUUUGAGAGACCCAGACCUUCUCCCGCAAGAAAGGAAAGCUACUGCAAAUAUACUGAGAGCCCUUUCUCAGGAUGAUCAAGAUGAUACCCAAUUAAAAAUAGAGGAUAUAAUUCAGAUGUCAGAAUGUCCAAAACCAGAGUACUUUGAGACUUUGUCAGCUAUGGAGCUUGCAGAGCAAAUAACUCUUUUAGAUCACAUAGUUUUCAGAAGCAUACCCUAUGAAGAGUUUCUUGGGCAGGGCUGGAUGAAACUGGAUAAAAAUGAGAGAACACCCUAUAUUAUGAAAACUAGUCAACACUUUAAUGAUAUGAGUAACCUUGUUGCCUCCCAAAUCAUGAAUUAUGCCGAUGUCAGCUCCCGGGCUAACUCAAUUGAGAAGUGGGUAGCGGUAGCAGAUAUUUGUCGAUGUAUGCACAAUUAUAAUGGUGUGUUAGAAAUCACAUCAGCCUUGAACAGAAGUGCAAUCUACAGACUGAAGAAAACUUGGGCUAAAGUAUCCAAGCAGACAAAAGCUCUCAUGGACAAGCUUCAGAAGACUGUAUCAUCUGAAGGAAGAUUUAAAAAUCUUAGAGAAACACUAAAAAAUUGUAACCCGCCUGCGGUUCCCUACCUUGGAAUGUACCUAACAGAUCUAGCAUUUAUUGAAGAAGGAACACCAAACUUCACUGAAGAAGGCCUUGUCAAUUUUUCCAAAAUGAGAAUGAUCUCGCAUAUUAUCAGAGAAAUACGCCAGUUCCAGCAGACCUCCUACCGCAUAGAACAUCAGCAGAAGGUCACUCACUAUUUACUUGACAAGACACUCAUCAUAGAUGAAGAUACUUUGUAUGAACUUUCCCUAAAGAUUGAACCCAGACUCCCUGCCUGAAGAGCCAGCUUUGCCUCAGAGUCUGCAGAAAGCUUUGGAAUAACAAACAAAGUUAUGCAUGCCAAGUCCUAAAGACAGCAAGGGAAAUAUUGAGAAGAGUGCAAGCUCUCUUUUCCAAUGAGAAACACAGAGCCUCACAGCAUUUCCCUCUCAGGCAAGGAAAAUCAGCUGUUGGAGGUGGAAGAUAAAGAUGCUUCAUGUCUGGGUUAAGUGAUUGCUACUUUGCAAUGAUAAUGUUUUGCAAUAGGGAUUAUGCAUCUAAUGGAAAACAGGAGGCUUUCCUGGGAACAGGUACUCAUUGUAGCCAUCUUAAUGUGACAAAUUAAGGGGACAAGUGUAAAUGGUAGUAUCAUAUUCAGUUAUAUUAAGAAGAAUGGAAAAAAUGAGAUGGCACUGAAGCGGCCUGGGUUGAUUGCUAACUAUGCAUUCACUGAGGCAGUAGUGGUAGCGGUGUGCUCCUAUAUUAUAUUCACUGAAAAACUAGGAUCUUGAGAGUCAUCUGCUAGCCUGGAGAGGCAUCAGGGUAAUAUCUAGUAACUUCAGUUCUAUAGUUGUUCAAAACAUUUGUUAUACAUUUAAUGCUUCCCUUUAUAAAACGUAACCUUCUUUAAAUGUCUUAUUAGCCUUAUCUAAGAUGAUGGAUUUCACAAAUAAAUGAACUAAUCUUUGUAAAUAAUUUUUCGUUAAUACGCAAUGAGAAUAUUUACAGCAUGGAAAGUAAAUGAACUGUAGUUGAAUAGCUGUAAAUAGUUGCCAGCCUUGCAAGCUUCAGCUGGGAAAUACGAGGUUAGGAGCUGUACCUGAGACUCAAGAAAUCUGGACACACAGUGCAUGGGAUGGUUAGUCAUGUUGCACACAGCCCUGAAAAAGGCACUUUAAUUUUCUGCACCUGCAGCUUCCCUGAAAAGUCAGGUUACAAAGCACUUUCUGGACACACUGUUGAGAGAAAUGAAUGUCUGGACUGGCAAUGGGUAGUGAUCAGCAAUGAACACUAGGAGUCGGAAUGACUGUUUCAUUUUACAUGAAAGUAGUGGUUUAAAAAAUGUCUAUUUUUCGCUCAGUCAUUCAGCACUGACUCAGCUCAAAAUUCUUUUACAUCAGUGGCAAACUUUGAAUGCGUGCAGACACAAACUUUACAUUUUUAUUUGAACUGGUAACUAGCAUUUGCAUAUGAACAUACGUUUAAGAAAAUGUGCUCUUUGUAACUGUUAUAAAGCCUAUGCUUUUGUGAGAAACCAGGUAGAUAGAUUUCAUUUCUACAACUAGUUGAUACUUCCUAGAAUUUCCUAAUCAAGUGUGGCCUGUUGUAGCUGCAUGGAAAAUGAGCUCAAAUGCAUGCUCUAAAGUACAUCAUAAUAUAAAAUGCAGGUAUUAGCACUGUUGAAUAACUUGGCUGGAAAAGUGUCCUUACUUUUCCAAUGAUAAUCAGCCAGUUGAAGACAUAGGGCUAUAUCACUGUUUACCUCCCUUAAAUCCUCUCAGGGAGAUAGCUGUUUAAAAUAGAUUGUGACCUGGGUCUGUUUGAUCUGACAUUUCUUACCACAGUCAUGAUGCUUCUUAAUGCUAACAAUGAAAAAUGAAUCGGCCUGGCUUGUGGUUUUUGUCUUUAUUUGCACUUUAAUUACGUUGUUAGCCCAGCCAAGAGCUGCACAAUAAAUUCCAUUUGUUCUGUCUGAGUGCAAGUGCUAGCAUUUAUAAAUGUCCUUAGCAACUGUAAAUUUUAUUAAGGUUCCUCAUCACAAGGACCGUCUCUUUGUAAAUAAGUGCAUGAGUAAACUUCAGAAAUACUGGAAAAUUCCUCAAUUAGAAAAGCAGACAGCAACAAGAAAGGAAAUUCCAGAAACAUUUUGAAUAGUUCUCACUAAUUAAUGCUGUAGAAGUGAACAUGGAAAAUAUUAUUUGUGGAAGCUUUUUGUCAUCAGAAACUUACUUAUUCUUUUCAUUAAUGACUGGCAGGAAGCGGAUUGCAUCCCAGUGCAUGAUUAAAAGAAAAGCAUGGUUUAUAUGGACCACAAAACCAACUUACUGUGUAUUUUCUGUACAAAAACAGUUACCAGAUGUCAAUUGCAUAAAAUACAUUAAGGUUAUGAAGAAAUGGCAAAAAAGUGGUCCAAAAAGUGAGUUCUUAACUUGGUUGUAUUGUUUCUCUGUUCGUAAAAAAAAAAAAGUAUAAGAACUGUCAAUGUCUUAACUGGCAUCUCUGUUGUAUGCUAUUAACUGCUGCUUUAUCUUCCUGUAUCCCAUUUUACCAAACUUCCUUGCUGUUCUUAGGGUUACAGGAUGCAAUUCCUCAUCUUACUUAUUUCAUAGUCAGUUUGUUGUUUUAUACUUUAUGUACACAUAUUGGUUCUUUGGAGUUUCAAAACCUUCAGUGCAUUAGUUAACCCUUGCAAUACAAAGGGGUGGUGCAGGACUAGUGCUACAGUAUUACAAAUGAAGAGAUGGGAAGACAAAGGGUUAGGGAUGAUUUUUUUUCAAAUGUGCUGUGUAUUCAUAUCUUAAAAUCAGUAGACAAUAUCUUGGUUCAGCCCUUCUGGAAAAACAUGUCCUAUUUAUAUGCCAAAAGUUACAUAUUGGGUCAAUGGCAGAAUUUAUGUUAGAGUUGCCAGAGUAACUAGAUACUUGGUCUGUGUUUAGAACAAAAAAAAUGGCUAUGGUGACACUAAUCUAUUUGUUUUGCUGAUGACUAACAUGUUAAUCUGUUUGGCUUGUGGAUGCAAUGUGUUCCUUAAAAUACAGGAGAUGACUGCUCAAAAAUAUGAGCAUACCUCUUGUUAUCUGUAAUCCUAGUCACCGUUCCCAACCCUAAUUGGAGCUGGAAAAGCUUGUUCUUUCUGCAGAAAUCCUACAGAGGAAGUGUGGGAUGGUAUGUCUCCCCCAACAAUCAGGUUACGUAAUUCAAGUACAUGUGGCCUGUGCGCCUGUGCUACAGUGCUGCUGCAAUCUUUGAGCGGUGGCACCAGCUGGGAGGCAGCACCAGCCUGCUUUGUCUGAGACUUUGCCUGGUACGUCAGCAUAACCAGCAGGUGCAGUGGCCUCUCUGCACAGUGCACAGGGGUUGUGGAGCUCCUUGCCUCCCGCUUCUCUGCACCCCUCCACCACAGCCACAUGCUAAUCAUAUAUAGAGAAACAAGUCCUAAUUGUAGAACACCCACUGUUUGCCACAGGCGAGAUGUUUUCUAGUGAGGACUGUGGUCAUAAGAAAGAGAAGGGCUGAAGAGCCGCUCUACCUGCCUUUCGUAGCUCCACAGUCCCCAUGCACUGGUCAGAUGCAACAGCAGUUCUUCUGUUCGAGGGGCUGCUCCCUGUCAGCGCUCUCUGGGCAAAAAUGCCUCAGGGAGCGUGGGCUGGCUAGCUACAAAAGGGAUGGCAUAGUUCACCCACUGCCUCUGUUCAGCAGUGGGCACAUUGCCAGUGAAGUCAGAGGAGAGUUUAGCAGUAAAAAAGCUGAGGCAGCAGACUGGAUUCAUCUGUAGUUAAUGGGGAGCCUGGGCAGCAGCACCGACGCUGCCCUUUCAUGUGACACAGAGCCUGUGCCACUGGACACGCUAAUACGGGGUUAGAGUUGCCUUCACCCUGUAGGUGUGAAGGGGCAGGUCUCAUGCUCUGCCCCUCACCCCUGAUUAAAUUCACCUGUGUUGUACGUGGCACUUCACAUGAGUUAGUGGGCUGAGCCCAUGAUUAGUCAUAAAGGGAAAGGAAAAUAGAUCUUCUGAAUGUACAGUUGCAGUAAGUGUGUACUCUGUCCCUUUCUUUCAGCCAGUCCUGUAACAUACACAUGUGUAGGUUAACAGUGAGAGGUUCUGCUGCGACUGAUCACCAUUACUGAAAAGUAAGAAAAACACCUCUGUCCUCUUUCUGUUUUCCUAGUUCUUAAUACUGAUUGUUGUUUUUUAGGAUAAAAAGGAAUUUAACCCUUUAUUUAAAGUAUUUAUUAACUUUAAUCACAUUGGUUUUGAUUUCAGGACAUGUUCAUUAUCUGAAGUUUUCCUUAAUGAUUGUUAUUUAUUUUAAGGGUUUUUUAAAGCAUUGUUUUAUUUGUAUGGGUAUUCAGUCUCUCCUUCUAUCACUGUUAUUAACCACAUUAAACUCAGAUACGUGAUUUAAAAUUCAUGUUGAUAGAGACAUCUUAACCUAGUCAAAAUUGUUAUUAAAUAGGGGCCAAAAUCUUCAGUCCUCAUUCUGAUAAUACCUUGAGCUUCACUGAGAGCUUUUCGUAAGUAAAGAUUUGGGGAUUUGGCUCUGGACUAGUUGCCUGUCACAAUUUUUGCCUCCAAAGGUCAAAUGUCUCUUGAUGAUAUUUCAUGUCCACCGUGCUGCUCACCUAUGAUUGUUUCGUUGUACCUUUACUUAUGUAACAGUGUCUAAAAUUUUAUUCUUUAGGUGAACAGAUGUGUGUUUAUUUGACAGAUGUACCUAUAACUAACUCAUUGCUUAGUGCACAUCCAGAUGUUUUUGCAUGUGUUGUAACCUACCUUUUGACCUGAGGUUGUUGCUUUGUAUUGUUGGUCAGGCAUAUCAGGCAGGGUGUUGUGCCUGUAUGCUAAUUAAACAUUCUCUUUUUUUUCCGGAA
Molecule: messenger RNA, 10511 nt
Organism: Struthio camelus australis
Lineage: Eukaryota; Metazoa; Chordata; Aves; Struthioniformes; Struthionidae
Source: RefSeq, a predicted model, not a curated record